AACGUUACAACCAAAAGUCUUUGCAGUGGCAAACUGUUGAGUCAUAUUUCCCUCCUUAAACAGUGAGACUAAAGCUAAAUCAUGCUGGCAACAAGGACUUUGCUGUCUAAACAAACACUGGCUGUGCUUUCUCGCCAGCCUGCCUGCUUUGUUCACCACGGUGACUAUGGCAACUGGGGAAACACCAAUAUUGCAGUGGUUUUCUCAGGCUGUGGCUGGUGGGAUGGGACUGAUGUCCAUGAGGGUGUAUACACCAUGUACCACCUGAGCCGCAACGGCGCUCGCUUCCAGAUGUUUGCUCCAAAUCAGCAGCAGAUGCAUGUGAUGGACCACAUGAGGAAGCAGCCUUCCUCUGGCGAGAACCGGAACAUGAUGAUGGAGGCGGCUCGCUUCAGUCAUGGUCAAGGACAGAUGCAAAUGCAAGACCUGGCCAAGCUGGAUGCUAACAGCUUUGAUGCUGUCAUCUUUCCUGGAGGCCACGGCGUCACUAAGAACCUAUCCUCUUUUGUGAAGGAUGGCAAAGACUGCAAGCUGCACAGCGAUGUGGAGAGGGUGCUUAAGGACUUCCACCGUUCACGCAAGCCUAUUGGAUUGGCCAGCAUGGCUCCUGUGCUGGCCUGCCGUGUGCUGCCCAACAUCGAGGUGACCAUGGGCUACGAGCGGGACGAGAACACUCGCUGGGGCAACUGGCCUCACACGAACAUGGUGCAGGCCGUGAAGAGCAUGGGCGCCCGCCACAAUGGCCGCGAGCCAUAUGAAGCCUAUGUUGAUGAGAAGAACAAGGUGGUCAGCACUCCUACCUUCAUGUGGGAAACCGAGUAUCACUAUCACUAUAUAUUCGAUGGCAUUGGAAAUAUGGUCAAACAUGUCAUGCGUAUGUCGUCCAAGUAAUGUGACAAGCCUGGAAAGAGAAAUAGAGGAAGUUGGUGUUUCAUGUGCAGCAUAUACUGUACACCUCUCUGUACUGCGAUGAAUUCUUACCUGAAAAAAUAUAAAUGCUUUAGUUAAAGAGCAAACAGCUUGUCGUGUGUAAUUGAUGGUAUUGGUUUAUAUAGGCAAACAUGUAUAGUAGUGCAGAUAACGUAUACAGAGCUGCACAUCUGAGGGGCAUAUAGGUCACUAUGUGUUUGUCUUGACCCAUGUUUUAAACUGGAGACAUAAUUUUUUUGUCAUGACAGGCAGGGAGGAAGCCAGUGUCCUCACAGUCAACCAAAACCUCUGUAUUCAAUCAGAGUUAACACUGACCGUGUAAACUGUAGGGUCAGUGGUUUAUAGUUUACAGUUCUGGAGUCAUGAUAAAAACACAAAAACAGUACACUGCACCACAUAAUCUACAAACAAGAUUCACAAAAUGAUUGUUUCUUUGGUCUCAUUUAGGCUAAACCAAUGAGGAUCUACACCUUGUAUGUUCUCUCCUUAUCUUCUCAAAUUCACUGACUGAAACAGAAAAUCAUAAGAUUUCCGAUCUCUCCCCAGAAUCUUUGAAAUAAACGGAAAUGUAUGGACAAUUA
Molecule: messenger RNA, 1511 nt
Organism: Dicentrarchus labrax (European seabass)
Lineage: Eukaryota; Metazoa; Chordata; Actinopteri; Moronidae
Gene: gatd3l
Product: glutamine amidotransferase class 1 domain containing 3, like
Exons: 7
Coding region: 82-891 (269 amino acids)
Cellular component (GO): mitochondrion
Source: RefSeq, a predicted model, not a curated record